GUUUCCUCCUAAACCCUAAUCCUUUGUAGCUCUCUGAAGCGCAUCGCUGCGUGGCCGGAAUAUCAGCACAUGGACCUCGUUUGAUCGCACAACCGACCAGUUACCCAUUAUUUUAAUUUAUCCAAGGGUUGGUACUGUGUAUACAUAGUAACAGGGUGAAGACGGCCGGAGCGCUGGACGCUACGGAAAAUCUCCUGCUGAAACUGACCACAGUAGUCACGACUGACCACAGGUCAAACUGGACAUUGACAGUUUCCGGCUCGCUAAACAUUAGCCCUGGUAUGCGCAGAGAGGAGAGUUUAAUUGAAGCUCAAUAUAGACUGUUAUAAAGAUGGAAUUUCGUUGUAUCCUCAUGUUGUGCAACUGGUCUGGAUGUUAAAAUUGAUUGAAUGUGAUUUAACAACAAAAACCAAGAUGUGACGUCGUUUUUGCGUCAUACUUUUUUCAACACCACCACUCACAAAUAAACGGGAUGUGAUAACAGUAACAAAAACAAACGUUUGGUGGUGGUACUUUACAUAUUGAACUUCGUUGUGUGUUAGGUCUAUAACACUAUUAAGCUUAGGUUAUCGCCAUGACAGUUACCCUACUCGGAAACAGGGGAUCAUCCCCCAAACAUAUCAACAUUCCUAGGAAUUUACGCAAGUUACAGCACAACUUCAAUGAUGCGCACGCACCCCGAUCGGGAAGAAUGCUUCCGGUUCCACCAAGUAAACCACCGGAAGCCCAUACUGGUGCUCGUCACACACGUGCCUUGCCGAAAGUCCCCCGACCCAUGGGAACGUCGGUAAACUCAAUAUCGGUGAACAUCCUCAGCAGUACCGAUACGGUGGCUCUCCAGGGCCGUGACGUCAACCCUGCUGCAGUCCCCACAAUUCCUCGGCAUUCACGUCAGCUUCCGAAACUGCCAGCCGCGGGCGGCAAGACGCAGGAGCGGAAGCAGUUUAUGUUAGAGAUGUACCGUGCGGAGGGUGAUAAGUUUGUGGUAGAAGCAGAGUACGAAAAAGCCAUGGAUUCCUACAGCUCAGCACUAAAACUUGUUCCUGACAACAAGGAGACUUUCGUGGCCAGGUCACGCUGUAAUCAGCUGCUGGGCCGAAACCGGAAGGCGAUGUUAGAUGUGGACUCCGCAUUGGCCCUAGAUCCGCUCUGUCAUGAGGCACUUUUCCAAAAGGCUGAAUUGUUGUUCUUAGAACGGAAUUAUGAGUCGGCAUAUAAAUACUACACCAAAUUAUGUAAACAGAGACCGGAUGUACGUAAGUUCCAGGAGGGAUUGGACAAGGCCACCGACGCCCUCAACAACACUUCCGGCCGACGAAGGCAGAUGACACAAGCAGGAGAUUUAUCUAAACUGGGUAACAACUCCAAGAAUCGCAAGGAUCCCAUCCGAAGACGAGAGAGAAAUAACAUAGCAAAGUUGUCUCCUAUUGCUAACUCUGUAGAGAGAGAUGCACCAACACCAACCUUUGCCCAGAGACAACAAAACCCAUUGGUCCGCAGGGAACAGGGGCGUGGCUCAAAUGAAAAUCUGAACCACGCCCCAGUCACGCCUACUAACCUUUCGGGUGAGCAGGAUGUGACGGAGAAGCGGAUAAAGGAAGUGUUGGGGAAAAUGUACAGUGAUAAGAAGUACCUAGAGAAACUCAUCGAGCAGACAGACGUGCCGCGCGGUAGUGUAGAUCUUACCAACAUGGCAGAGACGGGUUUAAACUUUCUGUACGAUCGUGUGUUGUACUGGGUACGACAGGGACGCAUCAUUCCCCCUGAGGCUCCCACCACACGACCCUCUACUUACAAAUCCCAGAGCAACGCCAGCACAGUGAAGAUGAAAUCGGCAAAUACACACAAGGAUGGCAAGGAAACAAAAGAAAAAGAUCCAAUGCCACCUGGUUCUUGGUUCAGGUAUCUUGAUAAGAAAAAAGCCGCCGAGGCUAACACUCGAAAAGCCAAUCCUCCUCAGUUCCUUCACGUCCUUGAAGGGCAAAAAGUACAUUUAAAGGAUACUGUGGACCCACAGCGUUCUCAGCGACCCGUCAUUCGGCGACCCAAACAGGAAAACACCCUUGGCAGGAGAAGGAGGAACAACACACUCAAAGAUAAUAUUAGUCAGCAUCACACUUCAUCUGACUCAGACUCCGGCCUCAACAUUAGCUUUAGCACUUACAAGGGCCACAGUGACCUUGACCUCAAGUCAAAUGGAAGUGAACGACGCAUGUGUCAAAAUGUUACGGAGGAAACUCGGAGUCCUGAAAAUACACUCAAACCCCCCAAUGCAAGCACAGACAUGUCCAAAUACAAUCGGGGCCGGCGUCGAAUCAGACGAGAACCAAUCAUUUCUUAUAUAAAUAAAGUAAUGGAGGAUAUUGAAUUUGCCUACGUAGAGGGAAAAUAUUCCGAAUGCGCCAGGAAAGCUGAAUCUUGUUUGAACACUAUGAACAGUUACAAGAUGGAUGAUAUCCCGAACGUGACGUCAAUUACUGCCAAGAUUUACUCAUACAUUGGAAACGCUGCCAUUGAGAUGAGGGAUUACGUCACUGGUCUCGAAUACCACAAACGGGAUCUCGAAAUCGGCGAGAAAAGCAAUGAUUCGGAAGCGAUAUCACGUGCCCUUGGAAAUCUCGGGAGAAUCUACGUGUUCCAAAGCAAGCACCAGAAGGCACUGGACGUAUUUUCCCGGAAGAUACAGUUGUGUACUACCCGAGUCGAGUCUGCAUGGCUGUACCACGAGAUUGGCAACUGUUUCCUGGUCCUGGGGCAGUAUGAGUAUGCCCGCGAGGCGGCGCGGCGAUCGGUGGAGGCGGCGGAGGAGGCACUCGACUGGAACUACCAACUGCAGAGUUCAGUUCUCCUAGGAGUCGUAGAAGUUAAGCUGCGUCAUUACCAUGCAGCUUUCAACACUUUCGAGAAGGCAAUGGAUCAGGCAAGAAUGCAAGGCGACACCAAAGCGGAAACUGCAAUUCGUGAUGCCUUGAACGAUGUAAACGACAAGAUCGUUGAAGAACUUAAAACGAGGUCAAGAUCACAGGCCGACUUCACAAGGUCAAGAGGAGACUAUGCUAAAUCUCGAGCGGAGUGGUCUGACUAUUCUAGUAUUUAUAUCCCAGAGGACGACGGUGACGUGUCAUUGACCGAAACCGGAUAUGACACAGAAAAUUUACAACUUGAACUUGACCGUCUGAGGAGUGACCUUGACACUGCAAUGUUUGGAUCAAUAGCACAAUUACAAGAAGGCGGAAGAAGAUCUGGUGGCCACGUGUCCUCAGAGCUCAGAAAACCUUUGCAAAAUGUACAAAUGUCAGGACGCAAUUCUGUCACAAACUCUGUCAUCAGAUGCAGCACAGCCCUGGCAUAGGUGUACAUUACGUCAUCAAAAUAUGUGCAAAGUUAUUAGAAGCAAGGCACUUAGUUUUGAUUUAAAACAUUAUGGUUUUUGAAAAGAGUUGAAGAAAUUAGUGCUGCACUUCCAUAAGUAAUUAACAACGACAAGCAUUUCGUAGAAAUGUGAGAAAGGACAACGAAAUGGCGGCAUGACUGAUAUUAAACUUGUAUAUAUUGAACGCUACUUUCAUCGGGACAAGAUGUUGAUGGUCGUUAAUUCAAACACUAGUUUACCUUUUGUGUCAGAGUGACGUCUAGAACGUUGAUGGCGUAUUCAUCAACACUUUCCCUGAUGAUAGAGUACACGGGUCUAAUUUGUUUUAUAGAAUUAUAGCAAUGAUGGAUGUGCCGGUCUGUUAGUCCUUCUAACCAAGGGGGGACUAUUUACAUAUCUCAUCACAACAGGAGUUGUGUGUAUUUUAGAUGGUCUUAAUGUUUCGUUUCGCAAUUAAGAUUUCUAAAACAAUAUGUUUGAUAUGUAAAAGCAGAGACGGAUAUCAUCUGACGGCACUACUUUGUCCGUUUGAUAAUGUAGUUUCAAUGGUGGAUACACUACGUGUGAUUUUAUGAGUUUCGUUAACCAUAUUUCGAGCUAUUUUCGAUCACCUGGUCUAAAGUUAUUAUUGACUUUAUCCAGUUAUUCGUGUACAGUUGGCAACACAUAUCCAAAGACCCUGGACCGAUUUUAUAAUUACUGAUACUUUCGGUUUUUGGAUUUUACACGAUCUUCGGUUCAGGGUCAAAAGUCAUGGUAUACUGCAUGCUAUACGUGUAAUCCUGUCUAAUUCUAACCUCCAGAACCACGGGCUUACACCUGGUCGUUUACAGGGAGUGGUUGCACUGUUUUCUGGAAGUGUUCGUUUAGACAGGUUUGAACCCGAUACGUGCAGUCGUUACAGUGCAGAUAUUGUUCCAACAAGUACACAUUUUCGCAACGAAAGCAUAAAGCAGGCGAUAUCACACAUCUGAAGAUCAACACCAACGUUAAAAUGGAUUACACCUACAGAGUAGUUCAUCGUGAUCUCGAUGCCAAGCACUCUCCUCUUUCAAACACAUUUGUUUUCGUCUAAGAGGAGAUAAUUGGCGUGAUGUCAUUCUUAUCGCAAUCUAAUUAAAAUCUUAAUGCUUAUUCUCACUACAUUCCAUGAAUGUUCAUGGAACGAAGUGAGAAUGAGCAUCUAGAUUUUAAUCAGAUUGUUAUUAUCUACGCAAGCGAACCGUCCUGGUCACUGUCGGUUCACAGAUUCAUACUAGCCAUAUCACAAAUAAACCACGUACAUGGAGACCAUGGUCCAUCACGUGCAUGUGUUCGCAAUAUGAUGGUUAUGCUUUAUUUUAUUUCGCUUUUAUUUCGUUUCGUAUUUAUAUACAUUUCGAGUCGAAAUAAUGCAUAACCUGAAAUUGUUGAUUAUUUUUGUUUUAUUUUCCAUUCUGUUGUUUGACUUUGCUAGCAUCAGUCAGUAGUUUAUGUUGUUUGACACUGUUUAUAAACAACUGUACAAUAAAUGUCUGUUGUUUCAAUAUCAA
Pecten maximus is the source of this 4905-nucleotide messenger RNA. RefSeq names its product tetratricopeptide repeat protein 25-like. Gene Ontology annotation, molecular function: protein binding. The record is from RefSeq and is a predicted model, not a curated record. Lineage: Eukaryota; Metazoa; Mollusca; Bivalvia; Pectinida; Pectinidae. Gene Ontology annotation, cellular component: cytoplasm.